UCCGCCAGCUGUUUUCCUGCUGCACUGAGACGUGUACGCUGUCGAAACUAACUGACACACUUCUGUCUUCUGGACGGCGGGGAGACACACACACAAACACCUGCGAAAUGGCUAAGGAAACAAAAGGCAAAGCGACUUUACGCAAACACAGCACUUCUCACUGGUGUAUGCGUAACAUCACCCAAGAAUCCAUGGACAGCUCUGAUGAUGAGUUUUUUGAUGCCAGAGAGGUACUAGAGGGGAAGACUGCUAUGCUGUUGGGAAUGAGUCAGUGGAACUCUAAUGAUCUCGUAGAACAGAUUGAGACUUUGGGGCAGAUUGACCAGACACAAGAGAACCUGUGUCGUGUUAACCAGCCUCGGUGCAUCCACCAGAGAAGCAUUGAUGGACUAGAUAGCCUUGAGACAAGAUGUAAGACCCAGGUGCUUAUAUUGGUGGUGCAUGGGGGGAAUAUUCUGGACCCGGCAAGUGGUGACCUGGGGGCAAAGGCAGCAGACGUGGCAACUCUUUCCUCAGUUAUGGAGAAAGUCGCACAGGCUCACUUUGAAGCUGCCACACAUCACAUACUAAUCAAGCUGGUGCCCUGUCCUGCUGUAUGUGCGGAGGCCUUUUCCCUGGUUUCCACCCUAAACCCUUACAGUUAUGAUGAGAGCUGUGUGUCGAGCAGUGUGGACCACCUUCCACUGGCAGCUCUCCCCCUCCUCGCAAUUGCAGCACCGCACUACCAGGAUGCUGUGGCAGUAGUUAUAGCCCGAGCCAAUCAGGUCUACCACAGCUUUCUGCAGUCCUCUGAAGGACAAGGCUUCACCGGCCAGGUGUGUCUGUUGGGUGACUGUGUGGGUGGCGUGCUGUGUUUUGAUGCACUCUGUUUCAGCAACACCACACAGCAUGACAGUCCUAAUCACAGAGGGAGACACAACAGUACGGAGAGCCUAGGGAAUAAUCCAGGGCUUCUAGAAGAGGCCAACUUGGGUCUAUGCUCCAGUAAACACCUCAGCAAAAGCAACACUGACAUAUCAGCCCCUGAUGGGAGUCGUGUGAGGAGAAAAAGACUCACUCGCAAACAGAGUGACUUGUGUGCUAUUGACUCCACCAAGAGCCAGCAAAAUCCAAUUCUCAGCAGUCUGGUUCAGGAAGGAAUAAAUCAAAGUCCUGGAGGAAGUAGCACAAUGCUGAAUCCAGGCCAUUUUGACUUUGAGGUGUCAGAAUGUUUCUUGCUUGGCUGUCCACUUGGACUAGUGUUAGCCAUGAGACGCACUGUUCUUCCUUCAGUCGAAGUGACUCAGCUGCAGCCUGCCUGCUCCCAGAUCUUCAACCUGUUCUACCCUUCCGACCCAUCUGCCUCCAGACUGGAGCCCCUUCUGCAUUCUCUCUUUCACCGGGUGCCUCCAUUCUCUGUUCCACGAUACCAGCGCUACCCACAAGGCGAUGGGCGCUCGACUCUUAUUGCUGAUGACAUCCAUGGACACCCUGAUGUGUUCCUGGAUGAAGAAACUGUGCUCUCAUUUUCUCUGAGGGUAAAUGACACAGAGGGAACAGUGAAGCAGGUGGUUGGCAAAGGGCGCAGGGCAAGUCUGACCAGCACAGACAGUCAAGCAUCCGGCUGCUGGGAGAGCAAGCUCAGCUGCAUCACUGCCAACAUCUCCAGUAGCUGGUGGGGCUCUAAAAGGCUGGACUAUGCACUUUAUUGUCCAGAUGUAUUGACUUCAUUCCCCACUGUGGCUCUGCCUCACCUGUUUCAUGCCUCCUACUGGGAAUCUACAGAUGUGGUGGCCUUUCUACUCAGACAGGUGAUACAUUGUGACUGUGUGAAGGCUCAGGAGGCAGACAGCUCCGUCUGCACCUCCUUCUCCCCUUCCAGCCCCAGAGAGAAAUGGCUACGUAGACGCACACAUGUUAAGCUUAGGAAUGUCACUGCCAACCACAGAGUUAAUGAUGUCAUUGCAACUGAGGAAGGGCCACAGACUUUGGUUGGUCGCUUUAUGUAUGGCCCUCUGGACAUGGUGACUCUGACAGGAGAGAAGGUGGACAUAUAUUUAAUGAUGCAGCCUCAGUCAGGGCGUUGGGUGCACUUUGACACGGAGGUCACCAACAGCAAUGGCAGAGUGUCCUACACUAUCCCUGAUAGCAAAAAGCUGCCUUUGGGAGUGUAUCCAAUUAAAAUGAUUGUCAAGGGAGACCAGACAAGUGCAGAAGCUUUCCUGACUGUUCUGCCACGGGGAAUGGAGUGUGUGGUGUUUAGCAUCGAUGGGUCUUUUGCUGCUAGCGUCUCCAUCAUGGGCAGUGACCCUAAAGUACGUGCUGGUGCUGUAGAUGUGGUCAGACACUGGCAGGACUUGGGUUAUCUCAUUAUUUACAUCACUGGGCGUCCAGACAUGCAGAAACAGAGAGUGGUUUCAUGGCUUUCCCAGCACAACUUUCCCCAAGGGAUGAUCUUUUUCUCAGAAGGUUUGGUGCAUGACCCACUCCGCCAGAAAACCAUCUUCCUUAGAAACUUGAUUCAGGAGUGUCACAUUAAGAUCAACUCUGCCUAUGGCUCCAUGAAGGACAUCUCUGUCUACAGCAUGCUGGGUCUCAGCCCCAACCAAAUAUAUAUAGUGGGCAGGCCAUCCAAGAAAUACCAAAACCAAUGCCAGUUCCUCAGCGAGGGCUAUGCUGUGCACCUUUCUACGCUGCAGUUUGGUCACCGGGCCCGGGCCAAGAAAACCUCAUCAAUGCGCAUGGUGCUGCGUAAGAGCUCUUUUGGCCUGGCAUCAAAGCCGGACUUCUUGUCCAAGCGCACACACCUAAGACGCACCAUGUCUGUGCAGCAGGCCGAACCGCCCAUGACGUUGAAUCCCAAACCAGAGCGUGCCCAGAGCCAGCCUGAGUCCAAUAAAGAGACUGGUGGUAGUGAAGGAGGUGGCCAUGUUAUGUGGAUGCGAGCAAGCAUUCACCGGGGUAACACCACUCCCUGAUCAAACAAAGAGAAAAGAAUGAGAAAAGAGAAAACCUGGUUUCUCAGUACAUUGUCCAGGUAUUCAGAUGGGACUUCAUUUGAGAAUCACGAGAAUCCAUCCGAGUGUCCAUCCUUCAGUGCUCCAUUUCUCUUCUGUAUUAUCCUCACAUCUAAACCUUUGGGUGAGGCACCACUAAUGACGUCUCUGCUUCAAACUACACCAUAGACGGCUUGCAAAAUCUGCCUUAUCCUCAACAAUGCUGUUUUAAAUAAAGCAAUAACUGAGGUUCAGCAGAUUUGAAAUAUCAAUAAGUCAUCAUUCAUUAAUGAUUAAGUAUCAGAAUCCAAGAACAACACUUUUUGAGUUUCGGCUCUUAAGGAGACAACAACCCAAAUAUUUUCUUUCCGACAUACAGUCAUCCGAUAUUGAGGUAUUCUGUCAAUUCACCACAAGAAGAGCUUUUCAGCCAAAACAUCAAUACGUCUAAAGCCCAAGGAAAUAUGUACAGUUGAAGAAGAAAUCUCAUAUCAUGCUGCUUGAACUGGUCUUGAUGCUGCAAUAAUCCUGUUGUGUAAAUUAUGCUGACUCAACACUGCUCUCUGGGCAGCUGUUCGUGAGCUGGAUGGGUCUAGGCUGCCCUAUGCUAAUACUAUGCCAAAGUGCCAGUUUGACCCAAAACUGCUGUUUCAUCGUGCAGCCACUCAGCCAGAACAGUGCAUAUGACAGCAUUGAACCUUUGAUAGGAGAAGUGCUGAACUUCUCCCUACCUCUCUGCGAGGUCAUGGCUCAUGUCCCAUCUCUCAUGCCUGCUAUAUCAGCAACUGGGUAUUAUACAGCAUCACUGGUUUCUGUUUUGGCUAAAACUUUCCUUUAAUAGAAAAUAUGUAAAUGCUUAUAUCUGUUUUAUUUUUUACUCUAAGUGAUAUCUGUACAGAAAGCACGAUUUCCAGAGAUUUAAAAUGGAGGGCAGCUUAAGUGUAUUACAUGUAUUCUGUACAUUGUGAUUUGCUUGAAUUUCUCACUUGGGUGAUUAUUGUAACUUGCACUAAAUCAAAUUGAUUAUGGUACUAUUACGUAUAAUUGUUUAUGGCUGAAUACAGCAAUGUUUACCAUUCAAAUAAUGGUUUUGUUUUUGUAUUGUAAUAGUGGUUGUUGUUCAGAAGGUUGUAACUGUACUGCCCUAAUAUUACACAAUAAUAAAGUAAUUGUCCUAUUCAAUAGUGAUAUUGUUUACAUAUAAAUUACUCAUGUAUAGACUGUACACUACAGGCCAAAAGUUUGAAAGUAAUGCUUCAUUGGGGAAAAAACCUUUGGGUAGCAUGCUUGACAAUGUAACUCCCAAAAAAGGUUCUUUAAAACCAUGCCUCAGCAGAACCAUUUUUGAUUUGCUUGACCAGAGAUAUUCAUGUUUUAUCCACAUAUUCCUUUUCUACCAUGAAUAUGGACAGAGGAAAAAUUCUAACAAUGUACUACAACACUAUGCUUUAUAAAGUAACAAUGUAGGUUCACAGCAACAAAGUACACAUAUUGUAAGUGAUGUGUAGUACAUGUACAAUAUUUAGAUAUUAAAUUAU
Messenger RNA from Silurus meridionalis, 4513 nucleotides. It is a transcript of the gene pitpnm3, whose product is annotated as PITPNM family member 3. Gene Ontology annotation, biological process: phospholipid transport. Gene Ontology annotation, cellular component: cytoplasm. The coding region runs from base 108 to 2957 and encodes 949 amino acids. The transcript has 20 exons. Gene Ontology annotation, molecular function: phosphatidylinositol binding; phosphatidylcholine binding; phosphatidylinositol transfer activity. Lineage: Eukaryota; Metazoa; Chordata; Actinopteri; Siluriformes; Siluridae. The record is from RefSeq and is a predicted model, not a curated record.